Molecule: messenger RNA, 3030 nt
Organism: Pungitius pungitius (ninespine stickleback)
Lineage: Eukaryota; Metazoa; Chordata; Actinopteri; Perciformes; Gasterosteidae
Product: gastrula zinc finger protein XlCGF26.1-like
Exons: 2
Coding region: 167-1783 (538 amino acids)
Biological process (GO): regulation of transcription by RNA polymerase II
Cellular component (GO): nucleus
Molecular function (GO): DNA-binding transcription factor activity, RNA polymerase II-specific; RNA polymerase II cis-regulatory region sequence-specific DNA binding
Source: RefSeq, a predicted model, not a curated record
GCAGCUUGAACCGAAGCAGGAGGCCGACACCUUUACGUUGACUCCGACUUGUGAGGAAACUGAUCACAGUGAUGAUGAGACUCCGUUUUUGAAUCCUGACAAAAGUAAGAGUGAAUCAGAGGCAGAUCCUCCAGCUAGCACGUGUACCAGCUCGUUAGAUGAGGAAAUGGACUGUGAGCGUUUUGUGGGACCAGAACCAAACAUCUCUCAUGAAUCUGAAAGCAAAGAUCAGAAAGGAAUAAAACGUAGUUUAACAUCAACCAAGGAGCCACAACAGCAGAUUCUGGCUCCUCCAGAUGAGAAGACAUUUUUGUGCGAAACAUGUGGAAAAUAUUUCCAACAUAAAGAAAACUUGUCUGCCCACGUUAGAACAGCCCACAAGGUUGAUCAACCAUAUUUAUGCAGCACCUGUGGCAAAACAUUCGCUAAUGCAUCAAGUUUGAGGACUCAUACAAGAAUCCAUACUGGGGUAAAGCCAUAUUCUUGCAUCACCUGUGGGAAAAGAUUCACAAAGAAAUUCACAUUUGAGAAACAUAAAAUAGUCCACAGUGAUGAGAGACCAUUUUCUUGCAAAACUUGUGGGAAAUGUUUUAAAUGUAGUAAUGCCUUAAAAAGACACUUUAAAAUUCACUCUGGGGAACGUCUGUUUUCUUGCAACACCUGUGGGAAAAGAUUCAAUUGGGCAUCAAAUUUGAAGAAUCAUAUGAGAAUUCAUACUGGGGAGAAGCUAUUUUCCUGCGUCACCUGUGGGAAAAAAUUCACUAAGAAAUCCACAUUUGAGACACAUAAAACAGUCCACAGUGAUGAGAGACCAUUUUCUUGUAAAACAUGUGGAAAAUGUUUUAAAUAUAAUAAAUCCUUAAAAGCACACGUAAAAGCUCACUCUGGGGAACGUCUGUUUUCUUGCAACACCUGUGGGAAACGAUUCAAUCGGGCAUCAAAUUUGAAGUCUCAUAUGAGAAUUCAUACUGGGGAGAAGGCUUUUUCCUACGACACCUGUGUAAAAACAUUUUCUAAUACAGGCAAUUUGAAUGUUCAUACCAGAGUCCAUACUGGGGAGAAGCCAUAUUCUUGUAAAACAUGUAAAAAAUGCUUCAAAAGUUGUAGUAACUUAACUCAACAUGUCAGAAAAAUCCACAAAGAUGAAACGUCAUGUGCGGGGCGCCGGCACUGGAUUCAUUCUGGGGAGAAGCCUUAUUCCUGCAUCACCUGUGGCAAAACAUUCACUCAGACAGGAAGUUUGAAGUCUCACACAAGAAUUCAUACUGGGGAGAAGCCAUAUUCCUGCAUCACCUGUAGCAAAACAUUCACUAAUGCAUCAACUUUGAGUACUCAUAUGAGAAUCCAUACGGGGGGGGAGUCAUAUUCUUGCAUCACCUGUGGGAAAACAUUCACUAUUGCAUCAAGUUUGAAGAAUCACACAAGAAUCCAUACUGGGGAGAAGCCAUAUUCCUGCAUCACCUGUGGCAAAACAUUCGCUCGGCCAGAACUUUUGAAGUCUCACACAAGAAUCCAUACUGGGGAGAAGCCAUAUUCUUGCAUCACCUGUGGCAAAACAUUCGCUCGGCCAGAAUAUUUGAAGUCUCACACAAGAAUCCAUACUGGGGAGAAGCCAUAUUCCUGCAUCACCUGUGGCAAAACAUUCACUAAUGCAUCACAUUUGAAGAAUCACACAAGAAUCCAUACUGGGGAGAAGCCAUAUUCCUGCAACACCUGUGAGAAAACAUUCACUAAUGCAUCAAGUUUGAAGUAUCACACAAGAAUCCAUACUGUUUGUUAUUGAGACACAUUGCAUGUGAUUGGAUCUCGUGUUGCGGGGGGAGGACCUGCUCCCCCUCGAAGCCAGUUUUGGGCCAAUAGAAAUCUUUUCUUCUCUGCUUCUCUGCUCCUGCCUUUGCAGACGCAGCGCUGAUAGUUGUGAUCUGACAAAUAAAUCUACCAGAACGAGAGAAGUUGUUUGGCUGAAUUCUUCCAGAUCUCACCAACUGGGCCUCCAAUUUUGGUCACUUUUUUCAAUGUUUAUUCAGCCACACAAUAGAGUAUUGUUGUAUUUUCCUGUUUUUUUCCUUUAUGUAACUUGCUGUUUACGAAAAGUUUUUGUGGAAUUUUCUGUCAUCCACUUAAAUCUUUGAAAAUUCUUCGUGAACAUAUCCUGCAAACAUUUAACCGGUUUGAUGUGUGUUAUGAAGCCAGAAAUCUGGGGGUUAUUAUGGAUUCAGAUUUACACUUAGAGAGUCACAUCAAAUCAGUAACAAAAUCGGCUUACUGUCACCUAAAAAAUGUAGCACGACUUAGAGGGCUCAUGUCAGCUCAAGACUUAGAAACACUUGUACAUGCCUUUGUAACUAGUAGGCUAGACUAUUGUUAUGGUCUCCUUGCAGGUCUUCCAAAAAAAACUGUCAGGCAGCUCCAGCUUGUUUAGAACGCUGCUGCUAGAGUGCUGACAAAGACCAAGAAAUGUGAGCACAUUACACCAAUUCUUAAAUCCUUACAUUGGCUCCUAGUAUGUCAGAGAAUUAAUUUCAAAAUCCUACUGCUCACAUAUAAAUCACGACAUGGUUUAGGGCCAAAGUAUAUCACUGAUAUGCUACCACUACAUAAGCCUUCAAGAUCACUAAGAUCUUCCUACACCAAUCUGUUAGUGAUUCCCAGUGUAAAUACAAAUCAUGGGAAAGCAUCAUUUAGUUACUAUGCAACAAACAGCUGGAAUAAACUUCCUGAAGAUUUAAGACUCGCCCCAACUCUGACCACGUUUAAAACAAGACUGAAAACUUUUAUGUUCACCUUUGCCUUCUGCUAAAUUUGACCCACAUUGCCCUUUUAACCUUUAAUCAAACAAUUUUAAUAAGAUUUUAAUCUCUCACUCUGCACUGUAACUUUGAAUUCUUUUUAUAUUUACAAUUUUAUUUGCUGUUUCUUAAUUGUCUUUUAAUUCUUGCAUUUUAUUUCACUUUAUGGUAUGACAUGUUAUGAUGUGAAGCACUUUGAGUCUGCCUCGUGUAUGAAAAGCGCUAUACAAAUAAACUUGCC